Poecilia latipinna (sailfin molly) is the source of this 3355-nucleotide messenger RNA. Its product is annotated as secreted frizzled-related protein 5. The transcript has 4 exons. Gene Ontology annotation, biological process: non-canonical Wnt signaling pathway; canonical Wnt signaling pathway. Bases 1245 to 2357 code for a protein of 370 amino acids. Gene Ontology annotation, molecular function: Wnt-protein binding. The record is from RefSeq and is a predicted model, not a curated record. NCBI's taxonomy places the organism in Eukaryota, Metazoa, Chordata, Actinopteri, Cyprinodontiformes, Poeciliidae.
UUUAAGGUUUAAGGAGUAAAUGAACUGUGCAUCUAACGAGUGCAGGUUAUUCCCCUCGGUCUGUCUACAUUGAGCCACUUGUGGUAUAGCCUGUCCCUCAGGCAGCUUUAAUGAGUGGCAACAUAGAGAAAGGAAGUACCGGUGUCAAGGAAGUAGAAAAUGCUAAAAUCAAUUACCAUAAUGCAGGAACACAAUCUGAAUCUGCUAUGCUCGUUCUCAUUUUGCCUUCAUUCAUUGUAUUGAAUGAAGGCACAAUAAAGGCCAAAACAUUUUUUCCAUCUGUUCUAAUUUCCAAAAUCUUCUCUAGAUUGAUUGGCAGUCGAGUCUUAAACAUGCAUAUUGUUACUAAAUGCACGUAGUUAUGAUGUACUGUUUAAUAAUUUGUCUUUUCUCUGCUGCAGUCCAUCUGUGUCUUCCUGCCGUGACCCUUCGGAUAAAGAGCUUCCGGCAGGUUGGUUGCUUGUACAGUACAAGCCUUGUUUGGCAACCGUAUCUUUUAUACUGUACCCUUGGUUAAUCCCCAUUGUCCAGUCAAGCCUCAUUAAUCUGGACAACUGAUAUGAAUGAAGAGGGACCGAGGCUUCCUCUUCUCCCCCCCAUGGCUGUCUGUCUUUCUCCCCCGGAAAGGAAGUGACCUGCUUGUCAGAGCAGGAAUCAGGCCAUGGCGACGCAGUGGGACAUUUUGUUUAUAUCCUCUGCACAUGCUCACACAUGUAGAGCUGCCCAUACAGAGUUCAGUUGUUGUUAACUUGGUCAAUAAUUACCUCGGGCUCUGAGGAAAUCAUUGUCUCCAAUAUUACCGGCAUUUUAAUCAUUCAGCGUACAGAGUUACAUGAACUUAUUCAGAUUAGAAAUCUUCUCUGCAGUCCUGAGUCAAAGCUAGGUGCCUAUAGAAAGAGUAAAGGAAAUUCUCUACCAAAGACUGAAUGUGGCCCUUGAUUUAAAGUGUAAAGAAAAGAAGAAGAAAAAUAGACAAGAUCAAUUUAAAAGUUGUUUAUAAAAACAUCACCUUACAAAACCUCAAAUCUGACAAUAUUAAAUUUACUCAAUAAAUUAAUGCACCUCUCUCCUGGCACCCCGUCCCUACCUCCUACAGCACUCUACACCUCCCCUUUUCUGCUUCUAUGCAAAUCUGUUCACCACCCACUAUAAAUACAUCCAUUCUGACAACAUCCCCUCCACUUUAACCAAGAGAUCAUCGUCACUUCUUGAUUCCCCGCCCCCGUUUUAACUUUCUGACGACAAUGUUCUCCCAGUUAGCUUCUUUGCUCCUUCUCCUCAUACUUGCUGGGUCCAGCAAACCGGUGAGUGUACGCAGAGGUCAAGCACAGCUGGACGGACAUAUCAGGACAGAAGACGCACUUCAAUCUGUGUUUAAGGACAAGGGCCGAGACCUGACAAGUGUGGACAGCAGGAAAGAAGAUGUAUUUGGAGAUUCUCCUUCUUCAAAGGAAGAAAUCGCAGCGGCAGCAGAAGAUGGAGAAGCGUGGGGAGAGCAUGGUGCUCCGUCUAACUUCAGAUCCACACACUUAAUAAGCGACGGUAAACUGUGGGAUCCCCGCUUCUCUUCUCGAUGUGUGCCAAUCCCUUCCACCAUGGCCUUGUGCCACAACAUUGGCUAUGACACCAUGCGGAUCCCGAACCUCCUAGGCCAUGAUUCCCCAGCUGAGGCUGUCCAGCAGAGCGCCAGCUGGUUGCCACUGUUGGCCAGAGAGUGCCAUCCAGACGCUCGCAUUUUCCUCUGCUCUCUUUUUGCUCCGAUCUGCCUAGACAGGUUUAUCUCCCCCUGCAGAAGUUUGUGUGAAUCUGUGCAGGGCAGCUGUGCGCCAAUCAUGAGUUGCUACGGCUACCCCUGGCCUGAAAUCCUGCGGUGUGACCAGUAUCCUGCAGACCACCUCGUGUGCAUCUCCUCCAUCACCAACGCAACUGCUUACACGGGGGCGCGCGGAGUGCCUCAGGCAAGCUGUCGGGACUGUGAGCUGGAGGAGGCCUCCUCCCCAAAAGAGACACUGGAGAACUUCUGUAGGAGUGAUUUUGUUGUGAAGCUGCGUCUGACAAGGCUUAGGUAUAGUCCAGUAAGUCUAUCUCAGUUCUCCUUGGCUGCCAAGCUGGACGUCUUAAAGCGUGGGUCUCUACUAGGUGGGCAGAUUCGCUCACGCAUUGAACUGUGGCUAGAGAGAGAUGCCACAUGCGUUCGGAACAUGACCCGACAGCAUCCACGAGGCGGCACCUUCCUAGUAACCGGGACAGUCCAGGGGGAACGCCUGGUGGUCAAUAAGGCUUACGCUUGGCAAAGAGAAGACAGAAGCCUCACUGCAGCUGUGCGCAAGUGGAAAAGUCACAGGUGCAGGAACUAACAACUUGCAGAAUCUUAAAACAUUCUGAGUGUGAGAUCAACCGAGCAGGGCGGAUAGUUUAGAAGCUUGCCAUAAAGCUGCAGCUUUAAAUAUUUGUCCGACUUUUUAAAAGGAAUUCAAAGCAGGUUAGAACUGAAAAAUGAUAGUUACGGCACAUUCAGGAUUGAGAAACUGUCACUACGACAGCUGAGCAUAAAAGAUGAUGGGAAAAUGAUAGAAAAUAAAAUGUAAAUACUGUGUUUCUAAACUUGAACUUAAUGUUGCUGGUUUAUAUAUUUCUAAUUCAUUUCCUUUUUGAGUUUUCUUUCUAUCUAAAUCUGCUUAUUGUAUUUUCUAAUUAAUAAUGGUGAAGCAAAAAUUCUAUCCGUUUCAUUCUUUUUAUAUUUCUGAAGGUUGUUGUUGAAUUAUGAAAAAAUGCAUCCAGUGUGUUAUUUGACUACAUUUUGUUAAAUAAAUAUUGCAGCAUCGUUUCUGUCACUUUAACUUUGUUUCAUCAUUUUGAACAAAAUAAACCAUAUUUCUAAAAACGUCAGGUUUACUUAUGGGGAAAUGCAGUUUCAUCUGAAAUGUAACUUCCACAUAUUUUUUUUUUUCUGAGCCUAACAGCAGUCAUGUCUAUUAUAAUCUGGAUGGUCACUGCCUUCUGAGUACUAAAGAUAGAACAACUUUUCUUAAAAACCUGUUUAGGGAUCUACAAAAGUGGCACAUUUAAUUAUUUUCUGUUCUACUUUGUUGUUAUUUGGGGGAAAUUCCUUUUUUCUUUGAAAAGCAUUCAUAGUGUGUUUCAUAGCUGCCAUGUACACUCAAGGUACCCUCUCAUACAGGGUUUCUAGGCGUUCUGUCAAACUGGUUAUAUCAGGUACAUCUUGCUAAUGUUGCAGACGCCUCAAGUGGCUGCAGGACAGUUGAUGUUUUCAAAUCAAAGAAUGUGAACCACUCUUUGUGAAUAAAUAGCAACACAUAAUGCAACCGAGUUUUUCCACAGAUGGCAGGUCUCA